AUUCUCUUCUCGCACUCAACUAUAAAUUGGUCAGUUUUUACUGACAACCUUACUACUACUGCCAUUAUAGACCUUGCAUUACGUUUUUUAGCGCCUUCUUCUUUUUUGCCCUUUGAAUUACUGUCCCUCCGGCGACAAAGUACCACGCUUUCAUUUUAGCGCCUUACAUAAGCAGUGACCGUUUAAAUGUAUCGCCAUUUUGGAAUUAAAUGAAGUGAAUGAUCGAAUCGGUCGAUAAUUUAUUGCACGUUACCAGUCAUUACCGGGCAUCGAUAACGUGAGAAAUGUGGCACCUGUUGCGUCCGAUUGGCGCAACGGAUGCUAAGUUUUAAAUGUUUGGCGCACGUGGGUGUUUGGCGGUAUGACGUGUACGAAACAUGUUUUUCUGUUUUUGCUUGUGUGAACUCCAAACUGAUUGCAAAGUUACGGUUGUUGCAGAGGAUUCACUUAUUGCGCCUUUUGUUAAAUAACAUGGCUGCUCUGGACGAUUUCUUUCCCAAGGUGAACGCGCCAGAUCCACAGAAUAAGCGAGCGAUCGUGAGGAUGAUUCGAAUCCUGGAGACGCGUAUUCACAAAAGAAAUCUGCUACAGGAAGACGUGCUCGAGAAACAGGAAUAUUUUAGAAACAUAUUAGUGGAACUGGAAAAUGAAAAUGUAUCUCUAAGACAUGACAAUAACGAGCAGAAAAAAGUAAUCUCUGUAUUGGAGGGUCGCAUCUAUAAGUUACAGAAUCAUAUUGAUAGCCUGCUAUACAAAUUGAAUAAUGCAUGUGACGCUCUGAGGAAUCUACAGCAAGAACUUAGGGACAAAGACAGACAACUUAAGGAAUACAUGUUAGAGAAACAAAAAAUAAUACAGAGAUGUAACGAUAAAAUACAAAUUGAGACUGACAGAAUGGCUGAGGCAAUGGAAACAAAAUUGCAGGAACAACAUGAACGGCUGACGAGCUGCAUCAAAAAGAAAGAUGACAAAUUGAGAUUGGUGAGACACAUAUUGACUUCGGUUCGUGAAGAGACAUCUGAUAAUGUCACCUUGACAUCACCAAUAGCCUCGAGUUCGAGAGUGGAGACUGCGGAAAAAGCGACUUCGAUAGUUGAAGAAGAAUCUUCCAAUGUGACGCCCAUCAAUCUUCAAGUUUCUGGAAGCACUUGUGAGCAAAUCUGCCCGCCUUCUCUUUCUCCCUGUGUAGAAACCAUUUCCAAUGACAUCCACGAUGAAAAAGCUACAGAUGGACCGAGCUCUUUAUCUAAAGAAAAACCAAUGUCCACAAUGACAUUUGUUGAGCCUCACAUUUCUGACUCUCAAUACCAGAACCGUCGAACAUCAUUUCGCACAAUAGCUAAUUUUAAUAAUAUCCAAAGAAAAGUCGCAGAGGAGCCAAUCCUGAUCACAGUUAAAGAAUUUUCCAUAUCUUCAGAUUCAAAAGUCGAGAUUGCAGAGGAACCAAAUCCAUCGAUGCCUGUUAACUUUCCAUCAUCAUCUACGAAUGCAUCAAUUGAUACAAUUGUUACUAAAACCAAAUUAAAUACAAAGAUUCCGGUAGUGAACCCGAGAUAUCAGCGAGUACAAAAUUUAGAUAGUUGGAUAGAUCAUCGUCCCACAGGAAUAGUUCCAACUGGCACAAUUUUACAGCCGCAAAUGCAACCUCGUAAACGAACCAUUCGAAAGCUGAUGAAUCCAAAAGAUUUUGUAGCCAGAUCUUCCAGAUAUUGCCUUUUUUCCCAAGAACAAGGUGCGGACGGUGCACUUGAAACCAAAUUGUACAAGGCCAAUGUAUUGCCAACAUGUGGAGGAGGGGCACAGAUUGUAUUUAACGAUAUAGAAUGCUUGACGCAGAUAUCUCCAACCACUACAAAACAUAAUAGCCAAAUAAAAAAUGGAAAAUCCAGUAAAUAAAUUCUACCAGAAACUUCAUGUAAACCUUAAGAUAUAGUUUAUGAGAACAUAGUUACAGAGUUGAUAUUUUUUCUUAUUUAUUUCUUGUUAUUUAUUUAACAGAUAUAUUUGAGAGAGUGCCAUUUUAGUUUUUUCCCAUAUAGACAUCUUGGAAUUUAUGCAAUCAAUCAUUUUUGUAAAAGAUUAAAAAAUAUCCCACAUGUCAGAAGAUAAUAACAAUUUAUUUUUCUCUUGCUUUCAAAUGUCGUAAAGUAAUAUCUGAUGUUUCAAUUCCAAAGUAUCCAUACAGUGUAAUGAUAUAUAAGUUGGAAGACGGACUCUGUACAAGUCGAGAUGGUAAACUAAAACUAAAAAGAAAAAGACUGCAAUGUUAUCUUACACAUGUAAUAAAGCUGCACAAAUGACUUUGCGUACCGAUGAAUCUCAAUUUAUUUGAAUGUGAACAAAGAUUAUCGUUGCACACACACGAGGACGCAUGCUAACGGAUGGAAUUCCUCAUUUAUUAGCGAAUGCUGCUGCGACUAAAAGAUUUCGCUAGUUAAAGCAGAUUUUUUAAAUAUCGUAUUAUCUCAUACGAUUAACAAUUGCGUAAAAACCGCUGAUACUUUUGAAACUUAAAAUAUUCUGCAACAAAUACGCAAUAAUGAACAUCCCCUCCUCCUUUCACUUAUCGCACUUAUAAUCUUGGUGCGCGCGAUUAAACGAUAAAAUAUACAAAAUUAUACGCGUAUCAAGACUAGAUGAAUAUGUUAAUCAUUAGAAUAAUUAGUCAUUAUAUUAUAAUCGGAUCUCUAACAAAUUAUACAUAUAUUUAUAUAUAUAAAAGUGUAUUAGAUAUUAUUUAAAGAUAUUGUCUUACGCAACGCGGUGCACAUUCUCCUUUUUCUCGUAAUACAAUACAAAUUGCUCAACAGGUAGACGUUCGACUUUCGUUAAAUAUUUGCUCACUAAAUAAACAAAUUUACGAUGAACAAUACGGAAUAUAAAAGCGUGUAUAUAUUAAUUCACAAUCCAGAGAAACUGACAAAUGAUAUAAUGUACAGAAAUUUACAGGUAUAUCUUUGGAAGAACGGUGCGUCUUUCGGAGUAUUUUCUUAGAAAGCUGUAAAAGCAAGUUAUUGACUCGAGUUUCGUGAUGAGUAUCAAAGAGAUAUGUAUAGUGUGGAUAAUACCGUUCAACAGAUCGUAUCAUACACAUUAAAUGUAUUUUGCAAAGUAACUAAACUGCUCAAUCCGCGAUAACCAAAAUGUAAUUUAAUCCACUCAGAAUAAACAUAACAUUUACAAAGUGUAUUUUAUUUCGUAAUGAUUCAUAUAUGCAUAUUUACACGUAUGUGUAUGUCGCUAUGUGUGUAUUCAUUGCUCUCGACACUACAAAGUGUAUAUCAAUAUCGAUAACUUCAGCGAAACAACGAAUAUUUGUAGUUUCGAGCUACUAAAAUUACAUCUUAUACGUUAAAACGAUUAGGCGCAUACCCAGGCAGUUCUAUACUUGGCAAGCGCCACAAUAGUUGAGAUUUAUUGCAACGGUAACACAUCAAGUUAAAUUAUUUUUCUGUAGCAUGAGAGUCGUAUCCAGUGAUUAAUCCGAAA
Messenger RNA from Monomorium pharaonis (pharaoh ant), 3489 nucleotides. Its product is annotated as kinesin-like protein KIF23. The coding region runs from base 319 to 1896 and encodes 525 amino acids. The transcript has 8 exons. Lineage: Eukaryota; Metazoa; Arthropoda; Insecta; Hymenoptera; Formicidae. The record is from RefSeq and is a predicted model, not a curated record.